AUGAAGCGCGUCCAACAGGGCAAAGCCGCGUCUCGAGGCUUCGGCACCGGCUUCGGCAUCGGGUCCUCGGGAACCUCCCUGUCAUAUCUGACCGAGCCCCCAUCUUUCGCCGCCGUCUCGGAUCCUAACCUCGUCGUGUCGCUCAAAAACGUCCUGAAAAAGGACAGCACCACAAAGGCAAAGGCCCUCGAGGACCUGCUGCACCAUGUCCAGGCUCAUCCCUUUGACCAGGGAGCCGGCGUCGACGAAGCUCUUCUUGAAAUAUGGGCUCAGCUGUAUCCGCGCAUCUCCAUCGACAAUUCCCGCCGCCGUAUGGAGCGGCACAUUCCCACCAUUGUCGGCGCAUGGCUCUCAGGUCUCUAUGACCGCGAUCGAGUCGUUGCCAGGUCCGCUGAAGACAGCCUGUCUUCCUUCUUAGACACCCCCGACAAGGUUUCCGCCUUCUGGAUCAAAUGCCAGUCCCCGAUCCUCGACUACGCCAUCGAGGCCGCUCAAGAGUCUCGGGAUACCUUGAGUGAUGAGCGGACGACCACGGCCGAGGACGCCGAUGCCAAGUACUUCAGAGUCAUUGCCGCCAGCUUGUCCCUGGUUCUCAGCCUACUCCAGCUGGAAAAUGGCGUCGUUGAAAAGUCACGCCCAAAGCUUGAUGCCUUCUUCGCCGAGGACGUCGUCUGGAAAAGCAUCACGUUCAAAGACCCCCAAGUCAGAAAGGCCGCGUGUCAGCUGCUGUUCAUGUCCAUCGAGCGCCACCUUCCAUAUGCUGAAUCGGCCAUGGCGAAGCAAGCAUUUAUCACCGGCGGCCUCAAGACCAACCAGUCAGGAUCUGCACUGGAGUACGUACGAGCCCUGACCAAGUUGACUCAACAAGAUCCAAGCGUAUGGGCUAUAAGCUCUGGUGAAAAGAAGUCUCCAUUUUCGAGGCUGCAGGCCUUUAUCGCAAAGGGUUCACAAGGAAGCCCCGCUAAGUUCUGGGAGUGCCUGGGCAGGCUCCUCGCCUGCCUUCCUAACGAAAGCUUGACCCUCGAGGAAGCGUCAGGUCUCCUUUCUUCUUUGAAGUCUGGCAUCACAAGUCGCGACGAGCCCCGAACAAACACCUCGUCCUCGUGGAAAUGCUACGUCGAUGCAGCCACCCGAUGCCUCAACGCUCUCCCCGACGACGAUCAGCUGGCUCUGGCGAAACAACAACUCUUCCCCCUUGUCGAGCAAUUUUUGUUCUCCGUUUCCAAAAAUCCAACGUCUAUUCCGCUUGGCCCAAAUGCAAUGACUAUUCUCGUCGAAAUUCAUAUUGGCUUGGUGAAGACUUCCCGCCUCGCCUCAGCCGUCGCCGGUGAAUGGGCCCGUCUUGGGACCAUGCUUUGCAAGGACAUAUCCUCAUCCCUCCCCGAGGUGUCCAAGGAGUUUCAAGCAUCUCAAGCCAAAGUUGGUCUGAACGACGACUUCGACAAUGCCAGGGCUCCUUCGACACAAAUCGUUAUGGAUUGCCUAGCGCUUCUUGAAAGUCGAAAUUUGAAGCCAUAUGGCGCCGCUCAAGCUCUAGAAUAUGCACUGAGUACAUCACCCCACCUGUUCACGGCAGAGACCGGAGAUAACCUCACCCGGUUUCUCCUCUUGGCUGCGAAAGACAUGGACAAAGUUGUCGGCUCCUCCUCGUCUCGUCACCUCUUUUCUUCUCUAAACAUUCUCGGGACCAUUCCAGAUCGCCAAGGCGACUACGAGAGCAUUUGGUCGCUGUGGACACAAGCGUCCAUAGACCUAUCGUCAAAGAAAGCCCCAAGGCUCCAGGAGCUGGUGCGUUCUCAAACCAUGGAGGCAAUUGAACCACAUGGAAACGAAACGGAGGGAAAUGCGAGGGCCUUUCUGGAAGCCGCCAUUGUCAACCAAGCUCUUGAUUCCGACACCAGCCGCCAUCUUACGGGCGACAUGGUGACACUGCUGGGAAAGGAAACGCGAUACACGGAGAGUGUCCUGGAUCUGCUGGAAAUUGUCGUCCAAAGACAGCCCGAGCUCUUUUACCAGCAAGAAGCAAUCCACACCGAUAUCGUGGCCCAGCUACUGAGCUUGUCGGAAAUUGGUGACAACUCCGUCUCCCCUAAAGCAGCACGAGUGCGUUCGCUACUGGAUGGCCACGGAGACGGCACACUGCCAGUGGUGGAGAUUAUUCAGUCAAACUUGGAGCGAGCCGGUCCUCAGUCUCUUGAGAUCAGCACUCUCGCAUCGCAGGCCAAAAGAGCUGUCGACACGACUGUGCGUUGGGAAGACGUAUGUCCAAACACCAACGUGUGGAUGACGGAGCUUUCAACCCUCCUGGAGCAGCCUGUCAACCCUGCACUAGCCAUCACGAGCGCCAUUGGAGGCGCUGUGACGCUUCCUCGUGUCCGUUCGCUCCCCCGGAAAACCCAGACUUCCACGCAAAGGGACCGACAAGGACGCUCCAUACCCGCAAGAAUGGCGCUCUACACCUAUGAACUCCUUUCUUCUGCGCCUGUAGAUGUUGAUCUUCCCCGCCAGUUCCACGUCGAGCUCCUGUACCUUCAAUGCCUAUCCUUGCAGCUCGCCUCUGAUCAAGUUACCUCGCUGGAUAGUGACGGGCUCUGGAUGACAUUGGACGAUAAUUACACAAUGGCUCAAGCAGAAGAGCUCGUCACUUCGUCCAGGAACCUCCUCAGUAAAAUUCUUGCCGCCGCCACUCAGUGGGACAAAACCCCUGAACAAGGCGUGUCGAGUGUUGUUCGCGACCUUGUCGACUUGACCAUGAAGGAGGCCAUGGAGCUUACACCUCGCGGUGUUUACAGUGCCAAGGUGUUGACUGAGCUCAUCCAGACACUCACAGAGGCCCAUGGAACUCCGCCCAGCCUGGAAGAAACCUUCUUCAAGCCAGACGUCCUCAAAGCCACGCCGGAGACGGCUUUGCUGGCGGCGGGGUUGAUGGCCGGCUUUGGGGAGACCCUAAAACCGUCAAAGGCAGCUAGCAACUUCUGCAACCGACUCGUCAGCGAUGUCGCCGGCACCUCGCCAGAGAAAGACAAGUCGAGGAUGACGCUGGUGCUUCUCACGCUGUGCGCCCAAGUCUACGAACCUGGUCAACUUCCCGUUGCGAAUAAUCGAGUCGUCUUUGCGGUGAAGCAAAUCACCUCUUGGACAGAAGACCUUGCCGACUUGGACCCUGACAUUUGCGCCGAUAUGUGCCGCGCGCUUGGCCAGCUGCUGCCUUGCAUGAUGGAUGUCUACGGGUCUUACUGGGAAAAGACUUUGCAAUUUUGUGUCGCGCUGUGGGAACGCGCGGGGCAGCACGUUCUCUGGGAAGCGUUGCCCUUUAUACACUCGUCGCUCAAGCUGUUUAGAGUUCUCGAGCGAAUGCCGGAUACGAAUGACGACUUGCAAGAUGCCUUGAGAGAUGUUGCUACCAUGAAAUGCAGAGGCUUGUUGGAACUGAUGAGGUUACCGCGCGAGGAAGGUUCCCAGCCAAUGGAGAUUGUGGAUGCGAUGUUGUGCCGCGAGACGGAAAAGAUUCCCGUGGCGCGUCUCCCUGAGCCGACAGAUGUCUUCCCACUGGUUGCUUCAGCAUCACGAGACAUUCAAACUGCGGCAUUCAAUAUGCUCCACAGAAAGAUACCCGCACAGCAGGAAGAGCAGUCGAUCAAUGUUUUGCUGGACAAGACAGAUGCUCGCCUUCCCGAUGAGCUUCUUUCGUUGCUGCUCGAUCCCCCGACGCUGGAGAAAUACUCGGACGAGGCUCUCUUGCUCUUCCCAUCGUCGGUCCGCUGCUAUCUCCUCUCCUGGAAGCUUCUCUUUGACGCGUUUUCGACGCCGUCCUUCAAAGUCAGGAAUGACUUUGCCGAGCACCUCAAGACGGGCGAGUUUGUGCGCCCGUUGCUGGACUUUCUCUUUGACGUCCUCGGCCACUCGGCAGCCCACCCGUUGAACCUCGACAAGGAGAACAUUGGGGGGGAGCAAAUCUGCGAAUACGACAUCGGGCUGGCCGACUCGGAACCGGGUGAGAAGAGCAUGCACUGGCUGCUCGCACACCUGUUCUAUCUGGCGCUCAAGUACAUACCGGGCCUCUUCAAGGCAUGGUACAUUGACUGCCGCUCCAAGCAGACGCGAAUCGCGGUCGAGUCGUGGACGACCAAGUACUUUUCGCCGCUCAUUGUGGCCGACACGCUCGACAAGGUCCAGGCGUGGGCGGACUCUCAAGAGACGGGCGGCGACGACAAGGAGCUGCUGGUCAAGGUGUCCAAGGCGGCGCGCGAGGUGACGGCGGGCUACGAGGUAGACGAGUCGCAGGCGGCCAUUGUCAUCAAGAUGCCGGCCGACUACCCCAUCGGGGCGGUGGCGGUGGCGAGCCUGCACCGCGUGGCCGUGACGGAGCGCAAGUGGCAAAGCUGGAUCAUGACGACGCAAGGGGUCAUUGCCUUUUCCAACGGCAGCAUUAUCGACGGGCUGCAGGUCUUUCGGCGCAACGUGGCGGGCGCGCUCAAGGGCCAGAGCGAGUGCGCCAUCUGCUACAGCAUCAUCUCGGCCGACCGGCGCAUGCCCGACAAGCGGUGCGCGACGUGUAAAAACCUCUUCCACCGGUCGUGCCUGUACAAGUGGUUCCAGAGCAGCAACCAGAAUACGUGCCCGCUGUGCAGGAACCCCAUCGACUACCUGGGGGCCGACACGGCCAAGCGGAGGCAGGUUUAG
Messenger RNA from Hirsutella rhossiliensis, 4683 nucleotides. RefSeq names its product ring finger domain-containing protein. Bases 1 to 4683 code for a protein of 1560 amino acids. The record is from RefSeq and is a predicted model, not a curated record. Gene Ontology annotation, molecular function: zinc ion binding; ribosomal large subunit binding; ubiquitin protein ligase activity. The transcript has 7 exons. Gene Ontology annotation, cellular component: RQC complex; cytosol. Gene Ontology annotation, biological process: ribosome-associated ubiquitin-dependent protein catabolic process; rescue of stalled cytosolic ribosome. Lineage: Eukaryota; Fungi; Ascomycota; Sordariomycetes; Hypocreales; Ophiocordycipitaceae.